Molecule: messenger RNA, 1917 nt
Organism: Sphaerodactylus townsendi
Lineage: Eukaryota; Metazoa; Chordata; Lepidosauria; Squamata; Sphaerodactylidae
Gene: ERLEC1
Product: endoplasmic reticulum lectin 1
Exons: 14
Coding region: 227-1690 (487 amino acids)
Biological process (GO): retrograde protein transport, ER to cytosol; endoplasmic reticulum unfolded protein response
Cellular component (GO): endoplasmic reticulum lumen
Source: RefSeq, a predicted model, not a curated record
UAUUUGAGGACAGUGAAGAGACAGAGGGCGGGGAACCAUGGAGAGUGAAGAGCAGAGCGGCUCAUUCAGUCGGUAGAUAAGUUUAUUUCUGAGGAAUUUUUUUUUAGUUCUCAGGAAGUGAGGUGAACUUCCCCUCGGAAGUAGACGUGGCCGGCUUUUGGAUGUGAGGGGACUGGAGGCUUCAGGAGUGCCCGCCGCCGCCCCCGCCCCGGCCGGGCUUGACGAGAUGAGGCGGCGGCAGUUACUGCAGCAGCGGGGUGCGGCGGUGUGGUUGCUGUGGGGGCUUCUGGAGGCGGCGGCCACGGCGGCUGCGGGAGGCAGAUCGCUCCCGCAGUUCAGCGAUGACGUCCUUUUCCGAGUCAACUGGCCGGGCAGCGAAUUCAGCCUGCCUGGUGCAGGGGUGCUGUACAGAGAAGAUCAUUACGUUAUUAUGACAACUGCAGAUAAAGAAAAAUACAAGUGUGUUCUUCCAGCCAUAGCCAGUAGAGACGAGGAGGAAGAAAAGGAUUACAAAGGGCCAAGCACUGCGGAAUUGUUGGAGCCUCUUUUUAAACAAAGUAGCUGUUCUUACCGAAUUGAAUCCUAUUGGACUUAUGAAAUCUGCCAUGGUAAACAUAUUCGUCAGUAUCAUGAAGAAAAGGAAACUGGGAAGAAAACAAAUAUCCAAGAAUACUAUCUUGGGAACAUGCUGCGGAAGAGCCCAUUACAUGAUCCAGAACAAGAGGAUAAUGACAAUGAAAAAGACAGUGGAAAAGAGAUUCCUACAAAAAAUAUAGAAGGACAGAUGACUGCGUACUAUCCAGUCGAAAUGGGCAAUGGCACACCAUGUAGCUUGAGACAAAACCAACCCAGAUCAAGUACAGUUAUGUAUGUGUGCCAUCCUGAGUCAAAGCAUGAGAUCUUAUCUGUAGCAGAGGUCACUACAUGUGAAUAUGAAGCCGUCAUUUUAACCCCCUUGUUAUGCAGCCAUCCAAAAUAUAGGUUCAGAUCUUCUCCUGUGAACGACAUAUUUUGUCAAUCGCUGCCAGGCUCCCCUCUGAAGCCUCAUAACUUGGAGCAGCUGGAGAAGCAGCAAGAAAUGCUGAAGAUGCCUUUGAGAAGGGCCAAAGAGUUUCAGGAAGAAACUAGUUCAGCAAAGGAAGAUAAAUUUUCAUCCAUUCACAAACCAGUUGCUGUUGGAAGUAACCAGCUGUUGACAGUUGGCACAACACACAUCUCCAAACUGACAGAUGAACAGCUCAUCAAAGAAUUCCUUAGUGGUUCUUACUGUUUCCAUGGGGGAGUUGGCUGGUGGAAGUAUGAAUUCUGCUACGGCAAAUACGUACAUCAGUAUCACGAGGAUAAGGAAAAGGGCAAAACAACAGUAGUUGUGGGGACCUGGAAUAAGGCAGAACAUAAUCACUGGGCACAGAACAAUGAGGCCCGAGCAUAUCAGCUAAGAGAUGAUGGCCAGAAAGCUGUGAAAACAGUGUCUCACUAUUAUGGAAACGGAGAUCCAUGCGACUUAACUGGCAAGCCCCGACAGGUGACAGUGAAGUUGAAGUGUAAAGAAUCGGAUUCUCCUCAUGCAGUAACCGUGUAUAUGUUAGAACCACAGAUCUGCCUGUACAUCCUUGGGGUGGAGUCACCAGUAAUCUGCAAAAUUUUGGAUACUGCAGAUGAAUAUGGACUGCUUUCAGUGCCCAGUUAGCAGAGCGCAGAAGAUAUAAAAGUUCGGAGCCUUGAAAGCUGCAGAAAGAAAAGGACACAGAGUACUCUCCCCCUGAGCCAACAGCAGAGAGGAGAGAUGAGCCAGAAAGACCACACCAGCAGACCCAUAUAAGAAGCAAAGAAUUAUCAUGACCACUUUGUGAAUAUUAUAUGUAUAUAAGAGGCUAUUGAUAAACCUUUUAAAAGUAAAAUCUUAUAUUGAACAUU